CCGUAAGUUGUCAGAAUUGCAGAAAUUAGCAGAUUUUGCUGUUUUGUACGCCUUUAUACAUGUUCUUAAUGUGGGAUUGUUUUUCAUGGCUGUUAGAGUACACUAACACUACCUCAACUGCUGCCUUCCCAAGCAAUGUGGUAUAGGAUGGCAAAUGAACAGAGAAUGUAUGACUUGUCUGAGAGAUUGAUACGUUCCAUAAACUGCUGGCAGUCAUUCGGCUCCACCGAUGAUGAUGAUGUGGAACAACUGAUUGAGAGAGGAGCAGAUGUGAACAGGCAACACGGUACAUUACUCCCUCUCCACUGUGCGUGUAUGGUCAGCGACAGCUAUAUUCUACGACUCCUCAUUAGCAAGGGAGCAAGGGUAAAUGAUUAUGAUGGCUACGAAAGGGCAGCCAUGCAUUACGCCGCAGAGAGGGAUGUAUUCUGUGUCGAGAUGCUCCUAGAACAUGGCGCAGACAUCAACAUUGGAGACGGAAACAGUGACACACCAUUACACUGGGCCACAUUUAAAGACAAUGUCCAGUGUGUUAAACUCCUGUUACAAAGAGGGGCGAAGGUUGACCCCUUGGACUACAACAAUGAUACCCCACUGAGUUGGGCAGCUAGAAAAGGUCAUUUUGAGAUUAUAAAUAUACUUUUGCAGUAUAACGCAGAUUCAAGUAUAGAGAAUUUGCGUGGUUUAACUCCACUUGAUAAAUGCGUUCAAGUUCAAAUGAGUGGAUUGAAUACCGAAAAUGACAACAAGAGUCUGGAACUGCUCCUCAGGGCCUCCAGUAAACUUGACCUCACGGAAGAGCAAAGGGUCACAGUCAAGGGAGACAAUCGAUUGACAGAGUUAUUCUCCCCAAGAGUAGAAAUGCCCUGCUCGCUGCAGGGGCAGUGCAGAUACAGAAUAAGGAAGUCAAUGGGAUGCAGAUAUCUACCAAAUGUUAUACCAAAGUUGCCCAUUCCUCAGAGGGUGCAGGAUUACAUUGCUCUCAAAUGCUGAUGUCUUGUACUCUUUUAUUACUUUCUUUUCUUUAUCUUAUAAGGCCAGAUCAGUUCAAAUAUUUGUUAACUGAAUAUGGGCCAAAAUGAAAUGAGUGAGUGGCCUAAUAAUAAUUCCAUUUAAUCUUCCAUUUUAAAAAAAAAAAUAUGAUCCAGCACACCUGAAACGAUCUUUCCAGUAAAAUGUAAGUUUAAGGAAAAAUUGAAAGAAGGAUUUGCUUUUGAUUGUUUGGUGUUUUUUGAGCAUUUUCUGAAGAUUGAAUGUGUUCAAUCUGACAAACAAACAUCAGUUUGGUGUGGCCUUAUUUUCAUUAGCUGUUUAAGAUAUCUGUCCUACAAAUAAGUAAGAACAACAGCCAAUUGUAUAAAAGUUUAAAACUGGGUAGUUCUUGAGUUUGGUAUAUGUAAGUCAAAAUGUUAGUUGAUGGGGGAAAAACUGUCUAAUAAUUACUAUGUAGUAGGUAGCAAUCAAAUAAGUUACACAUGCAACUAGACUCAUGGAUAACUUAUUAAAGUUUUUUUGUUUUCAUAUAAAUUUUAUGCAUUUGGCUGCAAUGAUCCUAUUAUUAAUAACCAUUCUGUUGAUUAAUUUUUGCCUGGUUAUUGUUUGAAAAGGUAUUGCCUACCGAUUACUUAUAUGUAAAAUAAAUGACCAAAAAUACAUUAUAGAUAAAAUGAUAGCAGUUGUAAUUUUGUUCUUUAGUUGAAAUGUAAUCAGACAUGAAUGACCCCCCCCCCCCAAAAAAAAAAAGAAAGAAGAUAAAUGGAAAAGGCAGCUAGUCCAUGUUUUCUUGUUUCAACGGAGAUAUUUCUCUUAAAUGGAGUAAAGGGUUAGGUAGAUAUGUACUCUUGUGCCCCCUCCCCCCCCCCAAAAAAAAUAAAAUAAAAAAAUGGAAAAGGCAGCUAGUCCAUAAGGAUGUCCAUAUUUUCUUGUUUCAACAGAGAUAUUUCUCUUUAAUGGAGUAAAGGGUUAGAUAGGUAUGUAUUCUUGUGUACAGUGGUCAGAAACUGGCUCAGGGAAAAAAAUAUUUGAUAAUCAUAUUGAGAGCUGAUUUUUCCACCUUCUGUACCCUGUGUGCAGGAGUGUAUCCUAGUAUUUGUCUUAGUAACACAUGUAUGUUAAACAUUCUACACCAAAAUCAUUGUCAUCAGAAACUGUUAAUACAGGUAAAAAACAUGUAACAUUUUUAAAGUUAGAAUAUAUUUAGUUUUAUAACAUAUCUAUAUACAAGGUAUGUGUUCCUUAGCUGAAAUUAAUUAAGAACUCGGACAUUUUGUGGAGAAGAACACUUUGAAAUUAUUAAAAUUUCCAUUCAAUGUAAAUAUGUUUUUCUUGCAGCUUUGUUGAUCACCUCUCUGACAGUGUUAAGUGUAAAAGAUUUGGUCAUAAGUUGGAAAUAUUUUGACGUUUUUUUAAGGCAAUAUGGUUUGGGGGAUUUCUGGAAAUGUUUACCUUAUAUAUUUGUUAUAUUAUAUUAUAUGAUGAUACUUUUUCAAGUAAAAUUCUUAGAAUUGUAAUAAAAUGUCAUUUUAUUCUUUUUUAAAACAUUAUGGAAGGGCGGUAUGGCCAUAUUCUUGUGUCCAAACUAUGUGAAGAUCUUUGGAUAUAUGUAUGUCCAUAUAUGGCAGUUUCAAACAAAGAUGGAGGACAUGUUCUUGCCUAUACUGUCAGUUUUGUGUAUAUUUCUCUUUAGCGGGAUUAUGUCACAGAAUAUCUCCAAUGAUGCUGUGUUUCCACAUUUCAAUAUAUUGUUUAUCAUGUUCUGUUUUAUGCAGGUCAUAAAUUGAGGUAUUAUAGUGUUUUGACAUGAUCAUGAAAGUAUUUGUUCAAUGUAUGCUGUUUUAGGUAAAUACAUGGAAAUGAAUAAUCUACUUAUUGUUAUAAUUGUUUAUUAUAUUAUAUUCAUUAUUUGUAAAAUAUAGCUAUUAUUAAGUUCUGAGAGACUUAAAUUGACUUUGUCCUGCAUGCAUCAUUAUAGUAUACAUGUUUUGAGUCUACUACUACAUUGUUUUACUUGAAAUUGCAUACAUCCUUUUUUAGCUCUACUGGCCAAAUGCGUAUGCGAUGGCGCAAUAUCCGUCGUUCGUAUGUCCGUGAGUCCGUAAACAAUUUGGUUUUCAGCUAACCCAAACACCAUAAGUUCCAAAUGAACUACCAGUAUGUUGCUCAUUACCCAUACAGGCAUACUCUGGAUUGAAAAUGACAACAACAAAACACAUGCCGGUAGAGCAUUGGCCCUCUAGAGCAUUGGCCCUCGUGAGCCUCUUGUUAAUUGACUGGUCUACUUUUUCUAUCCUUUUCUUUUUCGAUGAAAAAUAGACCGGUUGAGUUGAAUACUUAAUCAUGUAUUUUUAUAGAAGAUAAGAACUAUACUUGUUUUUCUUCAUUGUUUUAUUUGUUACGGAAAUGUAUUUUAAUGAUAAUCUGUUUUUCAAUAAAGUGG
Mya arenaria is the source of this 3436-nucleotide messenger RNA. RefSeq names its product ankyrin repeat and SOCS box protein 8-like. The record is from RefSeq and is a predicted model, not a curated record. Bases 136 to 993 code for a protein of 285 amino acids. Lineage: Eukaryota; Metazoa; Mollusca; Bivalvia; Myida; Myidae. Gene Ontology annotation, biological process: intracellular signal transduction. Gene Ontology annotation, molecular function: protein binding. The transcript is spliced from 4 exons.